AGGAGGAGGAGAGAGCAGAGUAUACCGCAGACAUCAUUUCUACUACAGUGGCGGAGCCGUACAGGACCUGUUUCACUGCAGGGGGAUCCAAAACAAGCCCCGUGGAGCAGCAGCCAGAGCUACAGCAGCCGCAAGACACUGUUUCUCUCCCUCUGCCCCCCCUUCCCCACGCAACCCCAGAUCCAUUUACACUUUACAGAGGAUCUGGCUGCAAAUCACCGAGGUGUUCCAUUCAAGCUGCAGAGUUGUCUGUCGUCUUUGGACAGCAGUCUCCUCCUCCACGGCUGCUUCGGGGGAGUCCGACACCCAUCAGCAGUCUGGAGCAAAAUGAAAGAGCUGAUGUCGAGGCCUCCCAAGUAGUGCGGCUACAGACCAUGAGCAAGAGAGAAGGAGGAGAGCUCAGCCUGCACGAACGAUCCUGGAACGCACAUGGUCUUGGGUCUAGGCUUUUCACAUUGACUUUCUCUGCUGCCUCCCCUUCUGCUCAAGCAAAAUCUGUCUGAGAAGAUCUGAUGGGAAGGAACUAACUGCUUAGGACUCUCCCUUGUGAUGAAAGCACAUGUACAGUUGUCCAAAGAAAUUAGUCCGUUUUCUGGGUGGAGAGAGACCAGACUGCUGUUUUCACAGGAUACUUCUCCCUUCUCUGUGAAAGGAAGAAAGAACACACCUAGGCCCAGGAGCACUCCAGCUUCUUGUGGGAAGUCUCCAUGGUGAAGUACAAGCUGGGGCUACCUGUGAACUGCACACAGUGAAUGUUAUUCCAGAGCAGCUGCUGGAGGAUCGCACCCACGGGGAGAUGAUUCCUCAUGAAGAGCCUGGAUCCCCUACAGAAAUCAAAUGUGACUUUCCGUUUAUCAGACUAAAACCAGAGCCAGUCCGACAGUGAAACGGUCACCGUGGAGGGGGGACGGCGAAAAAUGAAAUCCAACCAAGAGCGCAGCAACGAAUGCCUGCCUCCCAAGAAGCGCGAGAUCCCCGCCACCAGCCGGCCGUCCUCGGAGGACAAGGCAGUGCCCAGCGACAACCACCGCGCGGAGAAUGCGGCAUGGCUCCCCGGCGCCCGGGGCCACGUGGGCGGGCGGCUAGGGCCGGCGGGGCCCCCGGCGGAGCUCGGUUUACAGCAGGGAAUAGGUUUACACAAAGCGCUGUCCACGGGGCUGGACUACUCCCCGCCCAGCGCGCCCCGGUCCGUCCCGGCGGUGGCAUCCACCACGACGAUGCCCGCGGCAUACCCGCCGCCCCCGCCAUCCGGGGCCCCCGUGUCCCCGGUGCAGUACGCCCACCUGCCGCACACGUUACAGUUCAUCGGGUCUUCCCAGUACAGCGGGCCCUACACCGGCUUCAUCCCUUCCCAGCUGAUCUCGCCCACGGCCAGCCCGGUCACCAGCGCGGUGGCCUCGGCGGUGGGCGCCGCCACGCCUGCCCAGCGCUCCCAGCUGGAGGCCUAUAGCAGCCUGCUGGCCGACAUGGGCGGGCUGAGCCGAGCCUCCGGACACAAGGCUGAGCCACCACCACCGCCGCCACCUCCGCAGCACCUAGGCCGGACUGCGGGGCUCCUCCCCCCGGGGUCCCCACCGCCCCCCCAGCAGAGCCAGUAUGUGCGCAUCUCCAGCUCGCCGCAGAACGCCGCACGCCCGGCCUCGCCGCCGACCCUCCCCAUCCACCUGCACACGCACCCGACCAUGAUCCCACACACGCUCACCCUGGGGCCCUCCCCGCAGGUGGUCGUGCAGUACACCGACUCCGGCAGCCACUUUGUCACCCGCGAGGCCACCAAGAAGGCCGAGAGCAGCCGGCUGCAGCAGGCCAUGCAGGCCAAGGAGAUGCUGAACGGGGAGGUGGAGAAGGGCCGCCGGUAUGGGGCGCCCCCUGCGGCCGACCUGGGCCUGGUGAAGGCGGCCGGCAAGGCGGUGCCCCACCCCUACGAGUCCAGGCACGUGGUGGUCCACCCCGGCCCCGCCGACUACAGUGUCCGCGACGCGUCGGGGGUGCGGGCCUCCGUGAUGGUCCUGCCCAACAGCAGCACCCCCGCCGCCGACCUCGAGGGGCAGCAGGUCACCCACCGGGAGAACUCGCCGUCCGCCCUCAACGACAAGAGCGGCCUGCACUUGGGGAAGCCCGGGCACCGCUCCUACGCACUGUCCCCGCAGCAGGCACUGGGCCCCGAAGGCGUGAAGGCCGUCGCCACGCUGUCCCCGCAUACGGUCAUCCAGACCACACAUAGCGCCUCGGAGGCCCUCCCGGUCGGGCUGCCGGCCACGGCCUUCUACGCGGGCACGCAGCCGCCGGUCAUCGGCUACCUGAGCGGCCAGCAGCAAGCGAUCACCUACGCCGGUGGCCUGCCCCCGCACCUGGUCAUCCCGGGCACCCAGCCCCUGCUCAUCCCCGUGGGCAGCGCCGACCUGGAGGGGUCGGGCGCCGCCUCGGCCAUCGUCACGUCGUCGCCCCAGUUUGCUGCAGUGCCUCACACGUUCGUCACCACCGCCCUGGCCAAGAGCGAGAACUUCGGCCCUGAAGCCCUGGUCACCCAGGCCGCCUACCCGGCCAUGGUGCAGGCCCAGAUCCACUUGCCCGUGGCGCAGUCUGUGGCCUCCCCCGCCGCCGCCGCGCCCCCCACGCUGCCGCCCUACUUCAUGAAAGGCUCCAUCAUCCAGUUGGCCAACGGGGAGCUGAAGAAAGUGGAGGACCUGAAGACAGAGGACUUCAUCCAGAGCGCGGAGAUCAGCACCGACCUGAAGAUCGACUCCAGCACGGUGGAGAGGAUCGCGGACAGCCACAGCCCCGGCGUCGCCGUGAUCCAGUUUGCCGUCGGGGAUCACCGAGCGCAGGUCAGCGUGGAAGUUUUGGUAGAGUAUCCUUUUUUUGUGUUUGGACAGGGCUGGUCAUCCUGUUGCCCGGAGAGGACCAGCCAGCUCUUUGAUUUGCCAUGCUCCAAACUCUCCGUUGGGGACGUCUGUAUCUCGCUCACCCUCAAGAACCUGAAGAACGGCUCUGUUAAAAAGGGCCAGCCCGUGGAUCCAGCCAGUGUCCUGCUGAAGCACUCAAAGACCGACGGCCUCGCUGGCAGUAGACACAGGUAUGCCGAGCAGGAAAACGGGAUCAGCCAGGGAAGCGCCCAGAUGCUCUCUGAGAACGGCGAACUGAAGUUUCCCGAAAAAAUAGGAUUGCCGGCCGCGCCCUUGCUCACCAAAAUAGAACCCAGCAAGCCCGCGGCCACGAGGAAGAGGAGGUGGUCAGCGCCCGAGACCCGCAAACUGGAGAAGUCGGAAGAUGAGCCACCUUUGACUCUUCCCAAGCCUUCUCUCAUUUCUCAGGAGGUUAAGAUUUGCAUCGAAGGCCGCUCUAACGUAGGCAAGUAGAAGCUGUGUGGGGAAGGGAAAGCUGGCCCUCCUUUAUCAUUUGUAUCCAGAUUACAGAUGUACUGUAGGUUAAAUAACUCAGUAUUUACAUGUUAUCCUCUUACUUUAGGGUUCUGUUAUAACCUUGUCAUUAGAGUUACAGCUGGCGUUGGGCAGGCGAUCGGUGCAUAUGCUUUUUCUGGGCGUGUCUCUCGGCAGGUGGGGUGCCAGGGUAGGUCCAGCCCAGGCUCCAGGCAGGUGGUGGGCAUCCUGGUUGAGAUGAAGGUGGCCCCAUGGCACCCGCCUUUUCUGGCAUCGUGGAUGCAUCCACGGGGGCACCGACUUCCACUGGCUUCAGAAGGAUGAUCUCGGGAAGGGAGCUGCGUCAGGGGGGUGUGUGCGUGCCUGUGUGCCAGGGAGGGUGCCUGGGUGACACUUCUGUGAGGGUGUCUUUCUCUCUGCCUCCCUCUCUCUCGCUCUCAGCACCAGACUGGAGGUCUGGGGGAAUGUCCUCAGGAGGUUCCCCUGUGCAGAGUCAGCAUCGGGGCCUCCAAGAGAGGUACCAGACAGCAGAUGGAAAGCUAACCUUGUAAAAGAACAUUUCCCCCCCCCAACUUAUUUUACAAUAAAAGCAACUUUUAAUCAUAGAGAUAAAUAUAUAUAUAUAUAUAUAUUUCCCCCUAUGGGGCCUGACUGCACUGAUAUUUUUUUAAAGAGCAACUGCCACCCAUGGGAUUUCGUUUCUGCUUUACUAGUGCAGUAGUGAUGCCUCCAGGGCGUCAUGGUGGGCAGGCGGCCCCUGCUGGCAUCGCUCUGCACUGGUUGGGGGGGGGGGCGCUGGGCAGCAGGGGUGGGGGAAAGUGAACACCCCCUCCGGUCUCUGUGCAGUGUUAGGAAAACCAAUCAGGUUAAUUGCAUUGACUUCGCUCCCAAGAGAUAAGACACAAACUGCCCUUCAAAAGAGCUGCAGAAGCUCUUUGCUUUGGGUUUGCAAAUCUUUUGUCUUUUAACUCUAGUACUGUUUAUAGUUCAUGACAAUGGACAACUCGGGUGCCACUUUUUUCAGAUUCCAGUGUGACGUGAGGAAAUAAGAUUUUGAAGAUAAGCAUAUAUAUUACUAUCUCUUAAGUACUUAAAAUGCCGUUCACACUUUAUUACCAAGCAUCUUGGUCUCUCAUUCAACAAGUACUGUAUCUCACUUUAAACUCUUUGGGAAGAAAAACAGAAAAGAAAAAAAAAAAACUAAGUUGCUUUCUUUUUUUUUUUUAACACUGUAACUACAUUUCAGCUCUGCAGAGUUUCUCACGGAGCAAGAUGCUGAAAGUUUCAAAGUGGUUUCAAGGGAUGAAUGUGAAUUAUGAACUUGUAUGUGACAAUGAAUGACCACCAAGUACAGCCUGACAGGAGGCACUCUUCACUUUGAUGUCUCAGAAAGGAGUAAAAAGCGUAUGCAGAGCUGGCAGAGGAACUGAGAGGGAAGGGAUGGGAAAAAAAAAAAAAAGAAUACUCACUUUUGUCCAGUGUUUUUCUUUUUAAGACGAACUUUUAAAGAACCUUGCGAUUUGCACAUCUUGAGUUUAUAAAUUUGUGUGAUAUUCCUGCAGUUUUUCUCAAAUAACAUUGUGGGAAAGGCUUGGGGGACUGAACGAGCAUAAAUAAAUGUAGCAAAAUUACUUUCUAACCUGCCUAAACUCUAGGCCUUUUAUAAGGUAAUGUUCCUUUCAAGAUUCAUUUUUGGUCUUCUUACCGUAUCUGUCACAUAAAACCAGGUCUUAGCAGGACAACUCUGAGAAUUUUCUUCAGAUUCAUUGAGAGAGUUUUCCAUGAAGACAUUUAUAUAUGUGAGCAAGUUUGUUUUUUUUUUUUUUAAAGAAAACAAAUUGUUGUUGUUGUUAUUAAUGUUAUUUUCAAAAUGACUUUCUUUUUCCAUCUGAAAUCAAGAUUUAAUGUUUGGUACAAACCCAGAAAGGGUCUUUCACAGUUGAGACCUUUUAUCCCCAGAGAUCUGAAAAAUUGUUUGUGGGGUUUGAGUGUGCGUUUUAAGUGCUUAAAAGUUUUAUAAGGAGAGAGAAAUUUUUAAAUAUUCUUACUUGGAAUGGCUGCAGAGAAUCUGAACAAAUACCUGAUUUUUCUUUUACCAUUGAAAAUAGUACUUUUUCCAUUUCACAGAUUUAAAAAUAAAUUCUUGUCAGCCCACCUUCUGGCUUUCCAGUAUUCCUUCACAUUUAGCUCUCAGCAGAACUGACGAUUUUUAGAAACCAUUUCUGGGGUGUACCAAAACCAUUGGAGUAGGUUUUGAACUGCUAGAACCAGUCCUUGACUUUCCUCGGUGUUCAUUACCCUCUCAGCAUGCUAGCAGAGAGCUGGGUGAGUCCAUUUUUGCAGUCAUAUUGCUUACUUAGUGCUGUAUUUUUUUAAAUGUCUCUGUUCAGAGAACUUGCUUAAUCUUCCAUAUAUUCUGCUCAGGGCACUUGCAAUUAUUAGGUUUUGUUUUUCUUUUUUUGUUUUGACGGUAAGAGGAAUACGGGGCUGCCAUACAGACUUUGUCCUCAUCAGUACCACUAAGGACAGCGAUUCACCCGGACUCAGAGAAACACCCACCACCUUUUGGCUUCUUUUGAGUAUUGAACUAACCGGAUCCACACCUCCAACACUAAAACAGGAAAACAUGCGUGGUUUGGAGCAAUAGGAACAUCAUCGUUGUUUUUUGUGCUUUUGUUUCAGGUAUAGGAAUUAUCAAAGAAUCGGUUCUUUCUAAACAUUGUCCUGUUUCACCUUCUUGCUUCUUUAGUGUGUGCAAUACUUUCCGUGCCAAUAGAGUCUGAUCAGUGUGCUCUAGACAAAGUGUAGGUAGGCCCCUCUUGGCUUUUUCCUUAUUCUCUCCAUCCUUUUUCUAUGCCGGCCAAAGAAGGGCUGGAAGGAAGGAGCCAGGAAGGGGAGAGCCUCCUGCUGGGCGAUUGCCCUGCUCGGGGAAGCCGAGGCCCCAGGGCAGGGAGCUUUUGGGGGAGCCCCGCGUUUCUGUCGCCCUGUCGCAGAAAAGAGCAAACAAAGCAGAUCUUCCCCUCCUCACCGCGAGGAAUAGUGGCGUGCAGACGGGAAGCAGGCAGACUCACUUCUAAGGCGCACUCUUGAGCCAUCGAGCCAGGAUCAGCCCCUGUUCCACGGUCCUUUCCUUGAGUAGGUGGGCCCCCACCCACUCAGGUCUGUGUCCUGGAGACUUGGAGCCGUGCAUCCUCCAAGCGUGGGCAGGAAGUGUGGUCCACCGCGUGCGCGCCUUCCGAGCCUCGGGCGCAGGCGGCUGCGGAGGGCCCGGGCCUUCUGCGAACAAUGGCCACCGCUCCUCUGUGGCAGCUCUCGCCUCCAAAUAGGAAGGCCAUCCGGAGAACAGGGGCCCUCCUCCCGUUGGCACAUGUGGGCGAGCGCCGAGGCCCCCAGAGCAGCCCGGUCACCGCGCCCGCGUAGCCUACCUAACAGUGCCGCGCAGCUUGUGAGGAGCAGCCAUGUGCCUCUGUACCGGGUCCACUUUGCAAUACUUACCUAACCCAUCUUUUGUUCUCCUUACCUGUUUUCCAUUUUUAAACUAGUAACAGCAGGCCUUUUGCGUUUACAGUGGAACACAAUCACCAAGAAAUUAGUCAGGGCGAAAAGAAAAAAAAAAAAAUUCACCAACAAACAAGGACCUCUCUUUCUAGGGAUUUCUAAAUAUAUAAAAUGACUGUUCCUUAGGAUGUUUCAACUUCAGAAUUAUUUCAGUUUGGGCCACAUUGGGGGCGGGGCGGGGCGGCUAGAGAGAUGGAUACCACUUACCUCAAAUCUUUUCAAGUGGAAAUCCAAAAUUGCUUUUUCAUUUGGACGUUCAGGAUGAUUUUCUAUGUCCGUCAAUUUUGUGUCUUUUCCAACUCACCCCCGUUUGUUUUGGGAGGAAUUUCUUCUUUUUUUUUUUUCCCAUUGCUGUCCUCAGUCCCAUUUUUCACCCUGAAUCAUGACCCUCUGUGUGUCCUGUUAGGUGAGCGCGUUGGGUUAUCUCGCCCACCGGGAAAUGGCAGCACCCCUCCUCCUCCCCCCCAAGGAACUCUGCAGAACCUUUCACACCUCUAACUCAGGGACGGGGCUGGCGUGUGUGUGGUACACUGACGUGUCCAGAAGCAGCACUUUGACUGUUCUGGGAGUAGGGUUGUACAACUUCAAGGAAUGUUUGGAUUCCCUGCAUCUUGUGGGUUUCUCCUUAGAUACCGCAUAGAUUGCAAUAUAAUGCUGCAUGUUCGAGACGAACAGUAGCUCCUAGAAAUCAGAAAAUCCACUCUUUGCACAUAGGUCGAUCUUUACUGAAAUACAUUGCCAAAAUUUACUUUUGUUGUAUAGCUUUGGAAUUUUUUUUUUUUUAAGGAAACAAUUGACAAUACCCUUUAACAUCUGUGACUACUAAGGAAGCCUGUUUCUUUCAUAGAGAAAAAAAAAAUAUCAAAUGCUUUUGAAGACACUAAAUGCCAUCCUAUUUCAGAUCUGGGUGAAGAAGCAGAGCUCUGGGGACGGAAAGGCUGGGCUUUUUGAGCUGUGUUGGUUGUCACGGCUACUGUUUGAUGAACUGUAAGCAGCUCGACAAACUGUGGUCCGUUUCCUCCUAAAACCCUUUGCACAUCCUAUCUCCUAGUCACCCAUGAUAAUCCCAGGUGAAAAAAGGGCCAGCAGUCUCCGUGGCCCAAUCCCGCUUCUUCAGGGUGAUGUGAAAGCAAAGGGGAGGACGCUGUGUGGGCUUUUCAAGUGAAGCGGAAGUCUCUGCUUCCACCUUUGUUUUCAACCCAGAGUUUCCGAAAUAGAAAAUUUAAGAACACAUCCAGUAAUAACUAUACAGAGAACAUACUUUGCUAUAAAGCACAUGCCUAUCUAUGCCAUUGUGUUAGGUUGGUUUCCUCUUUUUUCCCUCCACGGACAGUGUUGUGUUUCUGUUGAUAGGGAAACUCCAAACUGUUUGCACACCUCUACUCCGGAGCUAAGAUUUCUUUUACAUAGAUGACCUCGCUUCAAAUAAGUUACCUUACUGAUAGAUCUUUUCUUGUAGCACUAUACCUUGUGGAAAUUUUUUUUUUUAAUGUACACCUAAUUUGAGAAGCUGAAGAAAAAAAAACUUUGAAGCACUCACUUUGAGGAGUACAGGUAAUGUUUUACAAAAUUGCACAAAAGAAAAAUGAAUGUCAAAAUGAUUCAUUCAGUGUUUGAAAGAUAUGGAUCUGUUGAAACAAUGAGUUUCAUACCUUGUUUGUAAAAAAAAAAGCAUAAAGGUUGAAAGUUACAUGUUUUUUUGUAUAUAGAAAUAUGUCAUGUCUAAAUGAUCAGAUUUGUAUGGUUAUGGCCUGAAAGAAUUACUACUUAAAAGGCUCUUCAACUAUACCUAUGCUUCCUCUAGGUUUUUGUUACAUAGAACCCUCAUCUGAGGGAGAGUAAUUCUGUAUUUUGCAAUUAGAGAAUACUGUUCAUUCCUAUGCCGAAAGUACUUCUCCGAGCUCCCUUCUUAGUUUAAACUCUUAAGCCAUUGCAACUCCUUUUUCUCCAGAGAUGAUGUUUGACAUUUUCAGCACUUCCUGUUCCAGUAAACCCAAAGAAUAUAAUUCUGAACAAGAAGUGUUUGUAACAAGGGAUCCUGGCUACCACGAAAACGGGGCUCAUCACGAGGACACACACACAGAAAUGUUCAGCCUUCUCUCCCCACCGACACCUCAUUUCAAUGGCGGGGGGUGGGGGGUUAAACAAGAAUUUCAGUUGAGAUGCCUUGUUUCACUUUGGUUUUGAUUUUUUUUUUCCUUUACCAUUAAGAGGCCAAAAUUAACGUGGAGCAACUUCUCAGAAGUCAUAUUCUGUCCAGAAAUCAAACCAGCCAGCAGAAACUGGACAGCUGGCAGGGGAGGGGCGGGAUGUUGAGCAGAUCCCCCCUCCAAUUCUUAAAAUUCAGAAUCUGAGCCCCUCCCUCACAUUACACGCAGUGUUUCUGGUAGCUGACAUUCACCUGUACGACGGCGGGAGGGAACAGCGGCUUCAGUUUCUCGUGUCCUCACGACUUGCAUACAAAUGGUUCAGCUGUAUUAAAAUUAAGUGCUUUUGGCCAAUAGGUAGUAGCUCUCCAGUAACCGUCUCUUAAGAAUUUCCGUCACUUUUCUUAGCUGAAAGGACUCCAGUCUUCCACUGCAGAUAAUUGGAGACUUCACCCAAGUUUUCUUUCCCUUUAGUUUGUUCGUUUGCUGUCUGGGACGGCCGGUGAGCCAGUCUCCUUUUCCAUGGCCAGUCUGAAGGCCCCCUUUGGAAGUGCUGUUUGCAGUCAUCCUUGCCGAGGUAACAGGAACUGUCCUCUGGAAUAAAUGGCAAGUCUCAACGGUUACCAAGCUGGGUGUGUAGGUUUCCUCUGGUUCCUAACAUGAACCGCCUACUCUUCAAUUAAUCCAGUUCAGGAGUGGGGUGAAUUUCUUUACUGUCAGUGAACAUUAAACUUGAUACCUGUGUGCAUCAGUUCUGUGAAUACUGCCCUUUUGGCCUUUUAGGGGAGGUUUGUUUUUUUUUCCUCCUCAGCCUUCACUACUCCCUGUACACCCAAAUUAGUGUCAGCUGAAAGGCUCCAGCAGAGCCCUGCCAGCAUUUUCUGGUGGCCUUUGGUUAAGACAAGAGUCCUAAUUUCUAGCCAGUGGGGUCCUGGCCCCAGGGCCAUCUCUGAGAGUCACACCGAUGUUUUUCUAGUAUCAGCUCACGACCUACCAACCUUCCAAUCGUACGCCUCCCACCGGCCAAGGAAAAAGAGACACCAGAACUUUGAGGGCACUAUCAGACUGACAUGGCCAGUACAGAGGAGAACUAGGGAAGGGAUGAUGAUUUGCACCUUAUUGAAAAGAAAAAUUUAAGUGCAUACAUAGUUAAGAGCUUUUAUUGUGACAGGAGAACUUUUUUCCAUAUGCGUGCAUACUCUCUGUAAUUCCAGUGUAAAAUAUUGUACUUGCACUAGCUUUUUUAAAACAAAUAUUAAAAAAAAAUGAAAGAAUUCCUAUUCUAUUUUCUAAUCGUGGUGUGUCUAUUUGUAGGAUACACUCGAGUCUGUUUAUUGAAUUUUAUGGUCCCUUUCUUUGAUGGUGCUUGCAGGUUUUCUAGGUAGAAAUUAUUUCAUUAUUAUAAUAAAACAAUGUUUGAUUCAAAAUUUGAACAAAAUUGUUUUAAAUAAAUUGUCUGUAAACCAGUACAAGUUUAUUGUUUCAGUAUACUCGUACUAAUAAAAUAACCGUGCCAAUUGCAAA
Molecule: messenger RNA, 10609 nt
Organism: Capra hircus (goat)
Lineage: Eukaryota; Metazoa; Chordata; Mammalia; Artiodactyla; Bovidae
Gene: ATXN1
Product: ataxin 1
Exons: 8
Coding region: 918-3359 (813 amino acids)
Biological process (GO): negative regulation of transcription by RNA polymerase II; nervous system development
Cellular component (GO): nucleus
Molecular function (GO): protein binding; RNA binding
Source: RefSeq, a predicted model, not a curated record